Molecule: messenger RNA, 14106 nt
Organism: Coregonus sp. 'balchen'
Lineage: Eukaryota; Metazoa; Chordata; Actinopteri; Salmoniformes; Salmonidae
Source: the annotation of a GenBank genome assembly
AGUGAUGCGGCUGGUCAAACUGCUGUCUCGGGGAGAAGGGAUACGGACCCUGCUGUGGACCUUCAUCAAGUCCUUUCAAGUGAGGGGAGACUCAGACUCAAGUCAAGAUGAUUGAGAAUUGAGAUGCAGGGGUCAGGGGUCAAUUCGAAUUGAGGUCAGUCAAUUCAGGAGGGAAGUAUACUGGAAUUGAAAUUCUAUAAAUUGAGUUAGAUAUAACUGAGGUUUGGGAGGAAAGACCACACCUCAACGUCUUUUAGUUCUGGUCUGUACCUCGCCAAUAAUUUUAAAAUAUAUAUAUUUUCAAUUAAUUAUCAAUAAACACAUUAUUUUUUUAAGAUAGCCUAUUUAUUUAUUUAUUUAAGUUUUUACAUGUUAGAAUUUUCAUUUCAAAUCACUUCCUGAAUUGAGUGACUUAAAUUCAGCUUGACCCUGACCCUGCUUGAGGGAGGAAUGUAGAAGGGAGGAAUGAUGUGUCCAGCUAAUAAGCCAGCUAGCAUCUAACCGUCUCUCAAAACCCCAAUACCCUUCAUAUGCAUGCUGUCAUAGCCUACUCACCAUGCUAUAGGUUAACGAUAAGGCUGAGAAGUUGAGAUAUCCUCCCCGAGUCCCGUGUGGCUCAGUUGGUAGAGCAUGGCGCUUGCAACGCCAGGGUUGUGGGUUCAAUUCCCACGGGGGGGACCAGCAUGAGAAAUUGUACGAACUCACUACUGUAAGUCGCUCUGGAUGAGAGCAUCGCUAAAAUGUAAACGUAGGUGAUUUUAUAGAAGCACUCCAUCAAAAAGUCAUUUGAUAAAGGGGUUCUGAUAAAAUAGUCCUUUCUCUUGUGUUGGACAGUGGAAAAAGGACUGGGACUAUUUUGCAGCAGUGUGUUACUUGUAACAUGUGAUGUGUUUUUGGUGCAGUGGUGCCAGACAGUGUUGACGUGUCACUGACCUCUCUCUGCCCCCCUAGGCCCUCCCCUAUGUAGCACUGCUUAUAGUGAUGCUCUUCUUCAUCUACGCCGUCAUUGGGAUGCAGGUAAGAACUGGUGGUCAACCCCAGCAUCUGGGAUUGGUCCCGCCUUGUUCUCUCCCUUCCUCUGUUUCUCUCCUCCUUCUCUCUCCCUCCGCUGUUCUCUCCUCGUCUCUCUCCCUCCCUCUUUUUCUCCCCUCCUUCUCUCUCCCUCCCUCUGUUUUCCCUCCUCCUUCUCUCUCCCUCCCUCGUUUUCUCCUCUUCUCUCCUCCCUCCUCUCCCCCUUCUUCUCUCCCCCUCUUUCUCUCCUCCUUCUCUUCUCCCUCCCUUUUUUCUCUCCUCCUUCUCUCUCUCCCUCUGUUUCUCUCCUCCUCUCUCUCCCCUCCCUCUGUUUCUCUCCUCCUUCUCUCUCCCUCCCUCUGUUUUCUCCCCUUCUCUCUUCCUCCUCUCUCCUCCUUCUCUCUCCCUCCCUCUGUGUCUCUCCUCCUCUCUCUCUCCCUCCCUCUGUUUCUCCUCCUCCUUCUCUCUCCCUCCCUCUGUUUCUCUCUCUCCUCCUUCUCUCUCCCUCCCUCUGUUUCUCUCCUCCUUCUCUCUCCCUCCCUCUGUUUCUCUCCUCCUUCUCUCUCCCUCCCUCUGUUUCUCUCCUCCUUCUCUCUCCCUCCCUCUUUUUCUCUCCUCCUUCCUCUCCCUCCCUCUGUUUCUUCCUCCUUCUUCUCUCUCCUCCCUCUUUUCUCUCUCCUCUCUCUUCUCUCUCCCUCCUCUUUUCUCUCCUCCUUCUCUCUCCUCUCCCUCUGUUUCUCUCCUCCUUCUCUCUCCCUCCCUCUGUUUCUCUCCUCCUUCUCUCUCCCUCUGUUUCUCUCCCUCUUCUCUCUCCCUCCCUCUGUUUCUCUCCUCCUUCUCUCCUCUGCUCUCCUCUUUUCUCCUCCUCUGUCCUCUCUCUCUCUCCUCCUCUGUUUUCUCCUCCUCCUUCUCUCUCCCUCCCUCUGUUUCUCUCCUCCUUCUCUCUCCCUCCCUCUGUUUCUCUCCUCUAGCCAGUCCUGUCCUGUCUGUGUUGGCAGCUGUUCUAAACCUUAACCCAAGGUUCUGUAUGUUCUGUCCUGUUUUCUCCUCCACAGUAUAAUACCCUUUCAUCUCUAUAUGUUCUAUCUCUAGGGGCUGGUUUCCCAGAUAUAAGCCUAGUCCAGGACAUAAAAGCAUGCUCCAUUGAAAGUGUUUUUAAUGCCAGGACUAGGCUGAAUUCAUGUCCGGGCAACCAGCGCUAGAUGUUGUACUUUUUGCUUCCUUAUAUACAUGUUGAGAAGCCUUGUGGUUAUUGUCCUGUCUCCUCGGCCCCCCCCUGUCCUCUGUGGCACUGACCUGAUGAUGUCAUCUGUCCUCUGUGGCACUGACCUGAUGAUGUCACCCGUCCUCUGUGGCGCGGCUGUCUUGCACCAUGUUGACCUGGACGUGGCCUGUGUCCCUAACAACCUUGCCCCCUGCAGAUGUUUGGUAAGAUAGCCCUGAGGGACAACAGUCAGAUCAACAGAAACAACAACUUCCAGACCUUCCCCCAGGCUACUCUACUGCUCUUCAGGUGAGACACUCCUCUCCUUCCUCUCCUCCUCCACAAACUCUCUUUCCAGACUGUAAACCACCAUCAGAAAUUCCUGAUUUAAAAAGCCCUAACAGAUCUGGAGAUCAUGAAAGCACUGCCAACUCAAAGUAAUGGUGUUUUAUCAAACGCCUACGCAUCCACCUCUUCUGCAAGCCGUGAUGUCGUUUCCCACUUUUUGUUUGAAAACUCUACCUUUGAAGGUAGGACAACCAUGCAGCAUUUCACCACCAGGUGGGCCCUUCGUGGAACCCAUUCUUCCUGUAGAGAAGAGCCUUCUGUGUGUGACAGCUGGUUGUUUACCUGUGCCCAGGUGUGCCACAGGCGAGGCGUGGCAGGAGAUCAUGCUGGCAUGCGCCCCCAUGCGGCCCUGUGAGAAGGGGUCAGAGGUGGGUCCGGCCAGCGAGGACCAGUGUGGAAGUCACUUCGCCAUCUUCUACUUCGUCAGCUUCUACAUGCUGUGUGCCUUCCUGGUGAGUAGCUACGGAGAGCAGGGAGGGACAAUCCCACUAGCUAUGGAGAGCAGGGAGGGACAAUCCCACUAGCUACGGAGAGUAGGGAGGGACAUUCCCACUAGCUACGGAGAGUAGGGAGGGACAUUCCCACUAGCUACGGAGAGCAGGGAGGGACAAUCCCACUAGCUACGGAGAGCAGGGAGGGACAAUCCCACUAGCUACGGAGAGCAGGGAGGGACAAUCCCACUAGCUACGGAGAGUAGGGAGGGACAUUCCCACUAGCUACGGAGAGCAGGGAGGGACAAUCCCACUAGCUACGGAGAGUAGGGAGGGACAUUCCCACUAGCUACGGAGAGUAGGGAGGGACAUUCCCACUAGCUACGGAGAGCAGGGAGGGACAAUCCCACUAGCUACGGAGAGCAGGGAGGGACAAUCCCACUAGCUACGGGAGAGCAGGGAGGGACAAUCCCACUAGCUACGGAGAGCAGGGAGGGACAAUCCCACUAGCUACGGAGAGCAGGGAGGGACAAUCCACUAGCUACGGAGAGCAGGGAGGGACAAUCCCACUAGCUACGGAGAGCAGGGAGGGACAAUCCCACUAGCUACGGAGAGUAGGGAGGGACAUUCCCACUAGCUACGGAGAGUAGGAGGGACAUUCCCACUAGCUACGGAGAGUAGGGAGGGACAUUCCCACUAGCUACGGAGAGUAGGGAGGGACAUUCCCACUAGCUACGGAGAGCAGGGAGGGACAAUCCCACUAGCUACGGAGAGCAGGGAGGGACAUCCCACUAGCUACGGAGAGCAGGGAGGGACAAUCCCACUAGCUACGGAGAGCAGGGAGGGACAAUCCCACUAGCUACGGAGAGCAGGGAGGGACAAUCCCACUAGCUACGGAGAGCAGGGAGGGACAAUCCCACUAGCUACGGAGAGCAGGGAGGGACAAUCCCACUAGCUACGGAGAGCAGGGAGGGACAAUCCCACUAGCUACGGAGAGCAGGGAGGGACAAUCCCACUAGCUACGGAGAGCAGGGAGGGACAAUCCCACUAGCUACGGAGAGCAGGGAGGGACAAUCCCACUAGCUACGGAGAGCAGGGAGGGACAAUCCCACUAGCUACGGAGAGCAGGGAGGGACAAUCCCACUAGCUACGGAGAGCAGGGAGGGACAAUCCCACUAGCUACGGAGAGCAGGGAGGGACAAUCCCACUAGCUACGGAGAGCAGGGAGGGACAAUCCCACUAGCUACGGAGAGUAGGGAGGGACAUUCCCACUAGCUACGGAGAGUAGGGAGGGACAUUCCCACUAGCUACGGAGAGUAGGGAGGGACAUUCCCACUAGCUACGGAGAGUAGGGAGGGACAUUCCCACUAGCUACAGAGAGUAGGGAGGGACAUUCCCACUAGCUACAGAGAGUAAGGAGGGACAUUCCCACUAGCUACGGAGAGUAGGGAGGGACAUUCCCACUAGCUACGGAGAGUAGGGAGGGACAUUCCCACUAGCUACGGAGAGUAGGGAGGGACAUUCCCACUAGCUACGGAGAGUAGGGAGGGACAUUCCCACUAGCUACGGAGAGCAGGGAGGGACAUUCCCACUAGCUACGGAGAGCAGGGAGGGACAUUCCCACUAGCUACGGAGAGUAGGGAGGGACAUUCCCACUAGCUACGGAGAGUAGGGAGGGACAUUCCCACUAGCUACGGAGAGCAGGGAGGGACAUUCCCACUAGCUAUGGAGAGUAGGGAGGGACAUUCCCACUAGCUACAGAGAGUAAGGAGGGACAUUCCUACUAGCUACGGAGAGCAGGGAGGGACAAUCCCACUAGCUACGGAGCGCAGGGGGGGACAAUCCCACUGGCACUCAAUAAUGACAGAGUCACAACUUCAUACUUAUAACAUAAUAACACACAUUGACUUUUCUUGAUCUUGAUCUUGAUUUCCAGGUAUAUAUUCAGGAGAGUUUUGUUAUUGAUUUGUGAUCUAGAUCUGAUUGAUUUGUGAUCUAGAUCUGAUUGAUUUGUGCUCUGUCAGCUGUCUUUGGGACUGAUGAGUUGAUUAUUCUGGUCUGUUGUCUCUCUGUCAACUGUCAUUAGGACUGAUGAGUUGAUUAUUCUGGUCUGUUGUCUCUCUGUCAGCUGUCAUUGGGACUGAUGAGUUGAUUAUCUCUCUGUCCCCAGAUCAUCAACCUGUUUGUGGCUGUGAUCAUGGAUAACUUUGACUACCUGACCAGAGACUGGUCUAUUCUGGGACCUCACCACCUUGAUGAGUUCAAGAGGAUCUGGGCUGAAUACGACCCAGAGGCCAAGUCAGUACAACUUCAAACAGCAUCUGUCUGUCUGUAUGUCUGGUCUGGUGCUGUCUGUUGUAUGGCUGGUCUGUCUGUAGUAGAUUCUGUUUCUGUACUGUCGGUCUGUGGCGGUUGUAGUGGCUGGAGUAGGAGUAUGUAUGUCGUGUCAGUGUAAGAUGGCUGUCAUGUAUGAGAGGGAGAGAGGCGAUGAGAGGGAGAGCAGGAUGAGUGAGAGAGGGAGGAGAGAGAGAGGAGAGAGGAUGAGAGAGAGAGAGGAGAGAGAGAGAGAGAGAGAGAGAGAGCGAGAGAGCGAGAGAGAGAGAGAGGAGAGAGAGAGAGAGAGGGAAGAAGAGAGAGGAGAGAGGAGAGAGAGAGAGAGGAGCAGAGAGAGAGAGGGAAGAGAAGAACGCGGAAGAGAGAGAGGGAGAGAGAGAGAGGGAGAGAGCGAGAGAGAGAUGAGAGAGAGGAGAGUGAGAGACGGGCGUGAGAGAGAGGGGAAGCGAGGAGUAGAAGAUAAGACGUCUGUUAGCAUUAUGUCGUAUCUCUCGUUUCGUCUGAAGUUAUAGCUCACUAUCUGUACGUCUCUCUUUAUCUCUCUCUCUCCUCUCUACUCUCUCUCUCUCUAUCUUCUCUAUUCUCUCUCUAUCUCUCUCUCUCUAUUUAAAUAUUGUUGUGGGUUUCACAGGGGUCGUAUCAAGCACCUGGAUUGUGGUAACUCUGUUGAGGAGGAUUCAGCCUCCUCUGGGCUUCGGAAGAAGCUCUGUACCCACCGGGUUGCUGCAAGGUCUGUUCUGUUAUGUCCUGAUACUCUGCGCCCCCCUUUGCUGAACACAGCGAUGGGCACCAGUCCAUGUUCAAUGCCACCCUAUUGCUCUGGUUGCGAACAGCCACUGUGGUCAGGACCCUUGAUGGUUACACUUGAUUUUAUGUGCAAUCGCUUGUGCUGUCUGUAUCGAUUCGUCUGUCUGUUUUCGGUCUGUCUGGUGUCUGUCGUGGUCGUCUGUCUGUAUGUCUCGUCUGUCUGUUGUUUCUUCUGUUCUCUCUCUCUCUCUCUCAGUGUAUGUCGUCUUCCUCUAUCGUGAUGGAAGACGCUGAUUGAAACUACUAGGAGGACAGCCUCCGACCUGGCUCGUACUGUCAGGGUGCAGCCCGAGUAGAGUCUCAUGCAGCGCCCAAAUCGUAUGUAUUCGUUAUGAAACACUAUAGAUAUCUGCUGUCAUCAGAUCUAUCAGCCUCUUAGAUGAGAGAAUCAGCUAUCUCUAUACGGUAGAGGGGAUCAAACAAGACUAAUCUCUAUCCUCCCGAGCGAUAUGAGAAGCUAUGCUUCUCUCCACCUCUCUCUCUUCUAUACUCCUCUCUUCUUUCUGUUCUCUCACUUCUCUUCUCUAUCCUCCCCUUCUUCUUUCUCUGCUUCUCUCCCCCUCUCUUCUUUUUCCCUCUUCUUCUUUUCUCUCCACCCUCUCUCUCUUCUCCUCUCUCUCUCUCAUCUCUAUCUCUCUCAUCUUAUCUCUGUCUCCAAACCCGUUAUCCGGCCCUACCGGACUGCACUCUUCUAUACUCCCUCUUAUUCUAUGUUCCUCAUCAAUCUUAUCUCUUUCUCUCUCUCUCUCUCUCUUCUCUCUCUCUUUCUCUCUCUCUCCCUCGGUCUCUUUCACCACUCAAAGAUAUGCCUUUCAUGAUCUCUGUAUGCCCCACAUUAACGUGUGAGUGAGUGAGUGAGUGUGUGUGUGUGUGUGUAUGUGUGCGUGUGUGUGUGUGUGUGUGUGAGAAGGUAACUUGGAGCAAUGACUAUUGUUGGUUUGUACGGUCCCCGUCUGGUUUCUGUGUGUGUGAAGGUAACUUGGAGCAGGCGAACGAGGAGCUUCGGGCGAUAGUGAAGAAGAUCUGGAAGAGAACCAGUAUGAAGCUGCUGGAUCAGGUCGUGCCCCCUGCUGGAGAUGAUGAGGUGACGGUUGGGAAGUUCUACGCCACCUUCCUGAUCCAGGAGUACUUCAGGAAGUUUAAGAAGCGUAAAGAGCAGGGCCUUGUUGCCAAGGUACCCCCCAAGACUGCUCUCUCCCUGCAGGUUGGUCACUACAACUUCCUGCCUGUCAGACCUUCAAACCAGAGCACUGUUUGACCUUUUAGAAGUGUGUUAGUACUUAACUGAACAUAUCAAAUUAGUAUUAAUACUAAAACAAUGAGUCUGUGUUUCUUUAUGUUCCUCCGUGUCUGUCUGUCUGUCCGUCCGUGUUUGUGCAUGUCUGUGUCUAUGCCUGUCUCUGUCUGUAUUUCUAAUCAGGCGGGCCUGCGGACGCUCCAUGACAUGGGUCCUGAGAUCCGGAGGGCCAUAUCAGGUGACCUCACAGUGGAGGAGGACCUGGACAAGUCGAUGAAGGAGCCGGUCUCUGCUGCGUCUGAGGACGAUAUCUUCAGGGUAAAGGUCGGCUACACACCCCCACACACCCCUCUGUCUGAGCUACUGAGCCUCAUCAGGCCCAUCGCUUCUGCUGUGACCAGCUAUAAGGAUUACAUCUGGUUCUUCACCAUCCACCACCACUACACUUCAGAACCCACUACACUUCAGUACCCACUACACUUCAGUACCCACUACACUUCAGUACCGACGACACUUUGGUAUCUACUACACUUCAGUACCCACUACACUUCAGAACCCACUACACUUCAGAACCCACUACACUUCAGUACCCACUACACUUCAGUACCGACGACACUUUGGUAUCUACUACACUUCAGUACCCACUACACUUCAGUACCCACUACACUUCAGAACCCACUACACUUCAGUACCCACUACACUUCAGUACCAACGACACUUCGGUAUCUACAACACUUCAGUACCCACUACACUUCAGUACCCACUAUACUUCAGUACCCACUACACUUCAGUACCCACUACACUUCAGAACCCACUACACUUCGGUAUCUACUACACUUCAGUACCCACUACACUUCAGUACCGACUACACUUCGGUAUCUACAACACUUCAGUACCCACUACACUUCAGUACCCACUACACUUCAGUACCCACUACACUUCAGAACCCACUACACUUCGGCUACUACACUUCAGUACCCACUACACUUCAGUACUGACUACACUUCGGUAUCUACAACACUUCGGUACCCACUACACUUCAGUACCCACUACACUUCAGUACCCACUACACUUCAGAACCCACUACACUUCAGAACCCACUACAUGGACUUCUCAUCCACUUUGACAUCUAAACACUAUCUCACCCCAAUAGAGGGAGACAUUGCUGUUCACCAUUACUCCAGUCACAAACCAGGCCAUCCACUUUGACACCUAAACACUAUCUCGCCCCAAUAGAGGGAGACAUUGCUGUUCACCAUUACUCCAGUCACAAACCAGGCCAUCCACUUUGACACCUAAACACUAUCUCGCCCCAAUAGAGGGAGACAUUGCUGUUCACCAUUACCAAAGUCAUAAACCAGGCCUAUGCUUUGCAUUGUCCAUACGACAUAGAGUGAAUAGAUUUAGAGUGAAUAUAUUUAGUCAUCAUAGCAGAAUAGCAUGAAAUCUAUGUGCUUAUAGAUGGAUGAACAGUAACGCUACACAAUACUCAUCCUUCUCUCUCCUCCCCCUCUCUCUCCACCCCCUGCAGCGAGCGGGUGGGUUGUUCGGUAACCACGUCAGCUACUACAACGAUGGGCGCGACAGCGGGCGCAACACCUUCCCACAAUCCUUCACCACGCAGCGCCCGCUCCACAUCAGCAAGACGGGCAGCCCCGGCGAGGGCGAGUCCCCGUCCCACGAGAGGUUGAUGGACUCCACCACCUUCACCCCGAGCUCCUACUCCUCCUCGGGCUCCAAUGCUAACAUCAACAAUGCCAACAACACUGCGGUCCCUGGUGUGGUAGUUGGGGUUGGUGGUCCAGGGGGGGUCAGCUGCUUCCCUAGCCCCAGCAUCAGUACUGUGGAUGGGCAGAGCAGACCCCCGCUAACCCCAAUACUACUGCCGAGGUCUGCAUGGUGCUUCCCUCCCAAGAGGUGGGUGUCUCUCUGGUUUCUCUUGGUUCGGUUAGUAUAUGUUUAUAUCGUUAGUAUAGGUUAGUUAGUAUGUUGGAGUUAUUCUCUGAUCUGUCUUUUAUCAGUGACCUCUCUAGACCCACAGUGGGUCUGUGGCCAAUUCUGAUUGGUAGUCAAUGGUAACUUCUUCUGUGUCUGUCUGUCUGUCUGUCUGUCUCCCUCUUUCUCUCCACACUGACUGACUCUGAGCACAGGAUCUGUUUCUAUGACGCCCUCAUGCGGUAUGUUGCUCUCUCAGGAGGAGAGGGAGAGAGAGAGUUGGAAUGCUGAGGAGGCAUCAGUAUGGACGGGUUCUGCCGACCCUGUUGUUCAUACAGUCCAUGGCUGGAUCUUUGCUGCAGUGAGCUAAAGAUACUUAGUGUCUGGACUUCUGUAAAUCAUUUCACCUGUUUUCUGGUGUGAUCUUCGUAGGAUCUUUAAAGAUCAUGUGGAUCAUAGGUAUGAUUUUCUACCAGAGGAGGCAGAGGAGAUGUAUAUUAUACAGGAUAGGGAUGUGGAUAUGUAUCACCUACAGUGUCUUUAGCUCAUGUAGCUCUGGUUGGAUCCACCAUGACAGGAGUGACAUCACAGGAGGUUGGUGGCACUUUCAUUGGGGAGAACGGGCUCAUGUUAACGACUGGAGCGGAAUCGGUGGAAUGAUAUGAAAUACAUCAAACACAUUGUUUCCAGGUGUUUAAUGCCAUUCCAUUUGCGCCGUUCCGGACAUCAUAAUGAGCCGUUCAGCCCUCAGCAGCCUCCUGUGAGUGGCCUUACUUCCUCCUCAACACAGCCUAGUGAUUCAACCUGGUUGGAUCCUCCUAAAGCUUUCAUUCAGCUCUGUAGAGGAUAUUACAGUACAUCGCUGGACCACUGUCACUAUCUCAGCCCUGUGUUGGUUCUCUAUUCAUUCUGCUUUAAAGGUAACGCUUCUCGCCGCCAUCUUGCUUCUAACCACCGCGCCUCCUCCCCUCUCUCCCUCCUGCUGUUGGGGAUAAUCCUCCUUUCUAUCUAUCCUUUAUUCUGAGCUGGUUAGUGAGGUGUUUUGUUGGUUUUUAUCCUCCGCAGCUCGGACUCCACUGACAGCCGUCUGCCGAUCAUCAGGCGAGAGGAGGCGUCGACGGACGAGACAUACGAUGAGAGUUACGCGGACGAGAGAGAAUACCACCGCAGCGACCAGAACAUUCUCACCUCAGACAUGUACUGCUACUCUCCACCUCUCUCUUUAUCCUCAUAUCUCUACUCUGAUCUCAACUUCUCUAACAAUAGCAGAACACUAAAAAUAUCUCAAUUCAGAUCUCUAAACUCUGUACUAUCGUAUUCCACCAUAUCUCUCUUCUCCUCCCUCUUCUUCUCUGAUAUCUCCACCCUUCUUCUUCCUCCCUCUCUUUUCUUGCUUCUCCACCUCUCUCUCUCUAUCCUCCCUCUCUUCUUCUCUGCUUCUCUCCACCAUCUUCUCUUCUCUCUCCCCUCUCUUCUUCUCUGCUUCUCUCCACCUCUCUCUUCUAUCCUCCCUCUCUUCUUCUCUGCUUCUCUCCACCUCUCUCUCUUCUAUCCUCCCCUCUCAUCUUCUCUCCUCCCCUCUCUUCUUCUCUGCUCUCCACCUCUCUCUCUUCUAUCCUCCCCUCUCUUCUUCUCUGCUUCUCUCCACCUCUCUCUCUUCUAUCCUCCCCUCUCUUCUUCUCUGCUUCUCUCCACCUCUCUCUCUUCUAUCCUCCCCUCUCUUCUUGUCUGCUUCUCUCGCUCUUGAUCUUUCUCAGUCUUUUUCUCUGUCUUUUUCUCACUGUCUCUCUCCCUCUCCCUGUCUGUCUCUUUCUCUUUCACCACUCAAAGAUAUGCCUUUCAUGAUCUCUGUAUGCCCCACAUUAACGUGUGUGUGUGUGUGUUUCCAGGCUGGUGUACCAGGAUGAGGAGAGCAAGCAGCUGACUCCGAUGGAGGAAGGAGAGGAUGGGGAGGAGAGGAGACCCUGGCACUCUCCCAGACGAGCCUUCCUCUGUCCCACAGCUCUGGGUAAGACCUGCCUGUCUAAGACCACACUACUACACUAGCCCUUAGACCUCCCUCCAACCCCACUAACCUCCAACUCCUCACCCAAACCAAACACCCCUAUCCCAUACCUAAUUCCUGGAGUUAGACCUGCCUGCCUAAAGCACUGGGUAAGAUUUGAAUACCAACACCAACAGCCCUUACACCUCCCUUCAACCCCCACUAACCUCCAACUCUUCACUCAAACGAAAUACUCCUUACUCAGAUACCCCUAACCCCUUCUCUACUUAACUCCCCACUCAACCCCCCUCCCACACCACCCGCUCCACCCACCACAGUCUGUUGACUUGAAAUGGGAAAGUCCAUUCUAGUAAUUGUUAUUCUAUGUGCAUGCAGCCUCUCUCUCGCUGGUUAAUUGUUAAUUGGUUAAUCCCUCUGGUUAAUUGUUAAUUGGUGAAUCUCUCUGGUUAAUUGUUAAUUGGUUAAUCCCUCUGGUUAGUUGUUAAUUGGUGAUUCCCUCUGGUUAAUUGGUAAUUGGUUAAUCCCUUCUGGUUAAUUGUUAAUUGGGUAAUCUCUCUGGUUAAUUUAUAUUCUAUGUGCAUGCAGUCUCUCACUCCUUCCCUCCCCUUGGUUCAGGUCGACGGUCGUCCUUCCAUCUGGAGUGUCUGAGGAGACAGACGAGAGCAGACGUCUCCCAGAAGACGGCACUACCGCUACACCUGGUACACCAUCAGGUGAGUAGGGAUGGUUUUACACACCUGGUCAUCCUACACCUAGAUCAGUUUUACACACCUGGUCAUUCUACACCUAGAUCCGUUUUCACACCUGGUAAUUCUACACCUAGAUCAGUUUUACACACCUGGUCAUUCUACACCUAGAUCAGUUUUACACACCUGGUCAUUCUACACCUAGAUCAGUUUUACACACCUGGUCAUUCUACACCUAGAUCAGUUUUACACACCUGAUUAUUUUACAACUAGAUCAGUUUUACACACCUGAUCAUUCUACACCUGGAUCAGUUUUACACACCUGAUCAUUCUACACCUGGAUCAGUUUUACACACCUGGUCAUUCUACACCUGGAUCAGUUUUACACACCUGGUCAUUCUACACCUGGAUCAGUUUUACACACCUGGUCAUUCUACACCUAGAUCCGUUUUCACACCUGGUAAUUCUACACCUAGAUCAGUUUUACACACCUGGUCAUUCUACACCUAGAUCAGUUUUACACACCUGGUCAUUCUACACCUGGAUCAGUUUUACACACCUGGUCAUUCUACACCUAGAUCAGUUUUACACACCUGGUCAUUCUACAACUAGAUCAGUUUUACACCUGAUCAUUUUACACCUGGAUCAGUUUUACACACCUGAUCAUUCUACACCUGGAUCAGUUUUACACACCUGGUCAUUCUACACCUAGAUCAGUUUUACACACCUGGUCAUUCUACAACUAGAUCAGUUUUACACCUGAUCAUUUUACACCUAGAUCAGUUUUACACACCUGAUCAUUUUACACCUAGACCAGUUUUACACACCUGAUCAUUUUACACCUAGAUCAGUUUUACACAUAUGCACCCACUAUACAGUAUAUCAUGAUUUGAUGUGCCUAAUUAUCUCUCCUCUUUAUUCAUAUAUACACACACACACACCCUUCCCCACACACACAUAAACACUAAUGUAUCAUACACACACACACGCACACAAUCACGUUUAUUUUUCAUAUACGCAUUUAUAAACAUAAAUCCUUCCCACACCACACACUUCCCACCCUCCCAGGCCCUAGCAGUAGCAGGCCUGAGCCCCCUGCUUCGACGGAGCCACUCCCCGACCCUCUUCACGCAGCUCUGCUCUACGCCUCCUACCAGUCCCACAGGCCGGGGUCGCCAUAGCCACGCCUCCUACCAGCGUGUGCCCUCCCUCCGCCUCCAGGGCACGGGCCCUGGCACCGGCUCCUACGAGCUCAACUCCAGCCUGCCCUCGGUCAACUGUGAGCCGUGGUACAGCGACAGCAAUGGGAACAGUCCCGGUAUCAGCCCUGGGGUGGGUGCGGCUAGCCAGCGGCGGCCGCGGCCCGUCUCCCUCACUGUGCCUAGCAUGGUGCACAAGGACGCUACGUCGUCGUCCCACGGUAGCGCCGGCAGCCUGGUGGAAGCAGUGAGUGAAUGUUGAAUGUUUCAUCUCUCCUCUCCAUUUAUCUCUCUCUCUCUCUGAACAUUAUAUAUUCUCUGGGCGGAGGAUCUGGGCUGAAAACCACCAAAUUAGUAGAACUUCAAACCCACACACAGCAUCUCCCUCUACAUCUCCUCUAGAUCUUCAGCUCAAACUCAAUCUCCUUAUUUAACUCUCUCUCUCUCUCUAUUCAGGUGUUGAUAUCAGAGGGCCUGGGCCAUUUCGCUCAGGACCCGUCCUUCAUCGAGGUGACCAAGCAGGAGCUGGCGGACGCGUGCGACAUGACCAUCGAGGAGAUGGAGAACGCAGCCGACAACAUCCUCAACGGCAACAGCCAGCCCAGUCCCAACGGCAACCUUUUACCCUACAUGCACUGCAACAGGGACCACGCCGCUUCCCAGGAGCCAGGCCUCAGCCUCAGCGAGGGGCCUGGGGCCGUUCUGGGGGCCACAGCCCCUGGGGAGAUGGAGGAGCUACUAGGGGCCACUCACCUAGGGCAGCACGGGGAUCCGGAGGAUGAGGAGGGGUUGGAGGUGGUGGGAGAGGAGGAAGAGCACACUGGGGAUGUGGAAGUGGUGGUGGAGGUGGGGCAGAGGAACAGCGACCUGUUGGAGGACGAGGACAUGGAGUGUGUGACCAGUUUGUAG